AUGCUGGGCGUGUCCAUGGAGUGGACCCCAGGGAACUGCUGGCCCAUGGUGGACGUGGAGGAGCGGCGGUACUACCGGCCGGACUGCAAGGCCUUGUUCAGCGUGGACGCUCUGUACGUGGUGCCGCCGCAGGUGCACGUGUUCAAGAUGACGGCGGGGCGGGAGAUCGACGUCAACGCGGCAGGCAUCAUCAAGGUUGUGGACCACGUGAAGGAGCGCCUCCCUCACCACCUGGGCUGGGCAGUCAACCUGCAUUUCGUGGCCCCGGAGGGCUGCGGCCUGGGCGCUCCGCAGCGGUACAUCACGCGCAGCGGCAAGAACUACGACGUCAAGAAUACCAUGCUGGAGAAGGUGAACCAGUACGUGCUGGAGGUGGGCCAGGCGGACUUCGAGAGGCACCUGUCUCAGGGGGGCAGCGGCGAGGCCGGCAGGCACUGGGCCCUGAAAUGA
Molecule: messenger RNA, 450 nt
Organism: Ostreobium quekettii
Lineage: Eukaryota; Viridiplantae; Chlorophyta; Ulvophyceae; Bryopsidales; Ostreobiaceae
Source: the annotation of a GenBank genome assembly